Molecule: messenger RNA, 1788 nt
Organism: Blumeria graminis f. sp. triticale
Lineage: Eukaryota; Fungi; Ascomycota; Leotiomycetes; Helotiales; Erysiphaceae
Source: the annotation of a GenBank genome assembly
AUGAAAAGUUACUCACUUCUAUGCAGUUGGCUUUAUUAUAGUAAAUGGGUUGCAGCAAUAUGUACAUUGAUAUCGACAUGGCUUUUCUAUUCACUCAGCAGGAAAAGCGAAAAUGUAGCAAGAUAUGACGUGGGAGUCCCGAGUUUGCCAGCCGACAAAGUGAUCGCAGAGAACUCCUUCAAAAAGGAAGAGUGUUCUACUGAAAUUCCAUGUUAUGCCCCUGCUACAGGAGCUUUUCUAGGGCUUAUCAGGCCGCAAACUAAUGAGGACAUAGACCUUGCCAUAUUAGAGUCUCAAAAAGCUCAGAACUCUUGGGCCCAAACAACUUUCAAGCAAAGGAAACAGGUCUUACAGUCCAUCGAAACCUAUGUCUUAGAACAUCAGGAAGAGAUCAGCCGGAUUGCAUGCCUAGACUCUGGAAAGACAAUGAUUGAUGCCACGCUCGGAGAAAUACUUGUAACUGUGGAGAAAUUAAGGUGGACACAUCUACAUGGCGAGAAGGCUCUGCGCCCGUCGAAGCGACCUACCAACCUACUUAUGGCCUACAAAAAUAACUACGUUAUCUACGAACCUCUUGGAGUAGUGGCGGCUUUAAUUUCGUGGAACUAUCCCUUCCACAACUUGAUUGGGCCGAUAAUUUCAGCUAUAUUCGCCGGAAAUGGUAUUAUCGUCAAAGCAUCGGAACACACGGCAUGGAGUGCAGCAUAUUUUACGCAAAUCGUCAAGGGAGCACUUCAAGUGUGUGGUCACUGUCCGAACCUGGUACAGACAGUCGUUACUUGGCCACAUACUGCAAAUUAUCUCACAUCACAUCCAGGCAUAAGCCAUGUCACAUUUAUCGGAAGUCGCCCAGUUGCUAAGCUGGUAGCAGCUUCAGCUGCAAAAUCACUUACUCCCAUAAUAGCCGAACUUGGAGGAAAAGAUGCAGCCAUUAUUCUUGACUCAGCUAAAACUGAUUUGCCUCGGAUUAUUGAAAUCAUUCUCCGUGGCACAUUUCAAGCAGCCGGUCAAAAUUGCAUUGGCAUUGAAAGAUGCAUCGCUUGUCCGAAUGUGUACAAUGAGCUAACUUCAGCCCUUGAGGUACGCAUCAAGGCUAUCCGUGUCGGCUCUACACUGGACGCCUCAAAAAAUUACCAGGUUGACAUGGGUGCCAUGAUAUCUGAUGUUUCCUUUGAGCGGUUAGAAAAGCUUAUUGAAGCGGCCGUCAAUGAUGGUGCUCGUUUAUUGGUUGGCGGGCAUCGCUUUCGCCACCCGCUACACACUAACGGGAAAUAUUUUGAGCCUACCCUUAUCGUUGAUGUCACCCCCAAUAUGGCUAUUUCCAAUGAAGAAUGUUUCGGUCCUAUUUGUGUUGUUAUGCGCGCCAGAGACGUAGAAGAAGCCUGCAACUACGCUAACCAACCCAGUUUCGGUCUCGGAGCAUCUGUAUUCGGCGCUGAAGGUGUUGAAGUAGAUACGGUAGUCCGCAAGAUUAAGAGUGGUAUGGUCGCUGUUAAUGAUUUUGCGGCGUACUACGCUGUACAAUUACCUUUCGGAGGUGUGGCAAAGAGUGGAUAUGGUCGAUUCGCCGGUAAAGAAGGAUUAAGAGGCUUAUGCAACCUUAAGGCUGUGUGUCGGGACCGGUGGGGCUGGCUUGGAAUUCGCACCAGUAUUCCAAAUUCGAUCCGAUAUCCUGUCUAUGACACAGACAAGGGAUAUAAGUUUAUAAAAGCAGUUGUAAUGAUGGGAUAUGGAGUUAACCUAGGAGAAAAAUUUAGUGCACUCUGGGAGCUGUGGAAAAAUUGUUGA